UGGUUGGCGAGCCAUUACAAAAUGUGGGAAGUCAACCGAGCAAAAUGUAAAACCCUAUGAAUUUCACGGCACCCCUCUUUAUUUAUUUAAAUAGCCAUUCACAAUUUAGCUCCCCCUAGUUCUCCGGGCGACUUUUUCUUGUUUUUGGUCCACGCUUCGCUUCCUCUAUCUUCUUCAUCAAGAAAUGCCGCCUCCUUCCAGGUCAAAUCAGCAACGACCCUUGUUAUAUUCAUUCUGAUCCCUUUUUAAGCUCGAAUUCUUUUAGCUCAUAACGACCCAACAUUGGGCAUUACGAGUUUUAGUUAAAAAAAAGUGGUGUUCAAGAUCGGAUCGCACUCCCAUAGUCAUGAUGCUUCCGCUCUUGAAGCUAGGAACGCUCGCUCUGAAGACCCUGAGCAAACCCGUUGCUAGUAGGCUCAAGCAGCAGGCUGCCAUUCACCCCAGGUUCAGUCAAUACAUCGUUAGGAUCGCCCAGGCUAACCAUAGAGUCACAACACAAAUGCAAAGGCGCAUCUAUGGCCAUGCAACAGAUGUUGAGAUUCGGCCUUUGAAUGAGGAAAAAGCAGUUCAAGCUGCCGUAGACCUUAUUGGAGAACUCUUUGUCUUCUCGGUUGCCGGAGUUCUCUUGAUCUUUGAGGUACAAAGAAGUGCAAGGUCUGAAGCAAGAAAGGAGGAGCGACGCAAGCAGGAGCUGGAGGCUGUGAGGCAAGGAAAUGAAGAAAUUGCGGAAGAAGUGGAACUUCUCAAGCACAAAAUUCAAGAACUGGAAAAACUGGCCAGGGGACAAGGACUCGGCGGAAUCCUGAAUUUUAGACUGGGCAGUACAGAAGAUGGAAAGACCGCAAAAGCUGCUUGACCUAUGAAUAUAGUUUGAGUCAAUAUUCUUUCGGGGUAAAUGUCAAAUUUACUUCCGGUUUGGGUUAUUCACACUUCAUGAUAU
Molecule: messenger RNA, 940 nt
Organism: Neltuma alba
Lineage: Eukaryota; Viridiplantae; Streptophyta; Magnoliopsida; Fabales; Fabaceae
Product: OPA3-like protein
Exons: 4
Coding region: 347-856 (169 amino acids)
Biological process (GO): regulation of lipid metabolic process
Cellular component (GO): mitochondrion
Source: RefSeq, a predicted model, not a curated record